This is a messenger RNA of Lucilia cuprina (Australian sheep blowfly), 2761 nucleotides long. RefSeq names its product homocysteine-responsive endoplasmic reticulum-resident ubiquitin-like domain member 2 protein (gene Herp). Gene Ontology annotation, biological process: endoplasmic reticulum unfolded protein response. The transcript is spliced from 3 exons. Gene Ontology annotation, molecular function: protein binding. The record is from RefSeq and is a predicted model, not a curated record. The coding region runs from base 627 to 2141 and encodes 504 amino acids. NCBI's taxonomy places the organism in Eukaryota, Metazoa, Arthropoda, Insecta, Diptera, Calliphoridae.
ACGAAGAAACGACGUUAGAAGAAGUUGUGUCGGAAUUUUUUAUUUUUUUGUGUCAUUAACGUUGGGAAAUUUUUUUAAUUUUUUUCUUAACAAUAAAAAAAAACAACAAAAUUUUCUAUUCUCAUUAAUAAAAAAGGAAUAUUUCGAAAAUAUUAGUAAUAUAUUGAAAAUUUAUUGGUGAAAUGCUAUAGUACAGAAAACAGCAGAAAAAAAUUAACACAUACAUACAUAGAAAGUAUAGAAGAAAAGGAACAACAGAUAACACGUCAGUUAACAAGUGCACAGUUAGAGUAAGAGAGACAGAGAGCAAGAGGCGAAGUACGAAAUAAAAGGAAAACGUAAUCAAAACAAGAAAAAAAAUUAUAAAUAAAAGAAAAUAAAUAGAAAUUGCUAAUAACAGUAUACUUUUACAUCAUAAACUUGGCGUUUAAUUAGUGGAACAGAAAAAUUUAUAUAUAUAAAAAAAAACAGAAACAAAAAGGUCGACUGGGCAAUAACAAAAGAAUUAUAGAAUUUUUUUGCAAUUAAAUAAUAAAACUAUAUUAUAUAUAUUGUAAAAUAUAAAAACAUAUAAAACGGAAUAUUUUUAUUGUAAAUACUCGAUUGUACGUGGGAAAAGUAAAAAAAUGGUUAGUAUGGAUGAAACUAAUACAGCAAAUUCAUCCUCGGCAGCUGCGGUAGCUGAUGGAGCUAGUGCUGCUGCUCACACGAAAACCGUUGGUGCGGCGGCACCCAACAUUAAAUCAGCCUCUCAUGUAAAACUUUUGAUUAAAUCAUCUAAUCAACAAUAUGAAGAUCAUGUGAUUGAAAGUGAUUUAUUGUGGACUGUCAAAAGGCUGAAGUCACAUUUGUCGGUGGUAUAUCCUAGCAAACCGCCUGCCGCUGAUCAAAAACUAAUUUACUCUGGCCAACUUUUAAAUGACAAUCUACUCUUAAAGGAUGUUAUACGCAGCUAUAAAGACGUCUAUACACAUAAUCAUAUAAUACACUUGGUUUAUACACCCAAAAAUUUACCCCCUACAACGGCUUCCACAGCUAAUAAAACGAAAACAUCAUCAACAUUAAAUUCAACUAUGACAAAUAGUGCAGGAGUAGCAACAAACAAUAAUAUGUCCACAACAGAUGGUUUACGCCAAAGACACACUGCUGGCAAUAGUAGCAACACACAACAGCAGCAGUCUAAUUCAGCCCAAAUGCAGCAACAACAAUUGCCCUUAUUUCAUCAACAAAUGCAUCCUUACUUUAUGUCACCACAGCUAAUGUCUGCAGCAGCUGGUAUGUCAUGUCCACAGUUUCCUCCAAAUUUAGGCACUGGCUUUGCGGGGCCCUACAAUGUACAGGCCAUGUUAACACAACAGACUGCCAUGUACAACUGGAUGCAACAAGUCUAUUCACAAUAUAUGGAACAGUGUUUAAGAUUAUCAAAUACGGUUGCUGGUAGUAGUGGCACAACCAAUACUAGUUAUCCCUCUGCAUUUCCUACAAUUCCACCAAAUUUUCAAAAUCUAUUUCAACAACAAUUUCCCUCAACUGUGAUGUCUCCUGUAGUUUCAGAAACUACUGCCUCGGCACCAGCUGCCGCAGCAGCAGCAGCAGGAAAUGUAGCUGCCGAUGCUGCACCUGCCGAUAGGCAAGAUCAGCAACAACCAGCGCUGGCGCAAGUUGCUGCUGCACGUUUUCCUAACUUGCCACAAGAGGAACAGGAUAAUCGUGAUUGGCUGGAUAAUUUUUUCUCAAUAACACGUUUGGCAUUGUUCUUGACAUUAUUGUAUUUCAAUUCGUCGCCUCUUAGAUGUUUGGUGGUUGUUAUCAUAGCUGGUGGCAUCUAUUUAUACCACAUCGGAGUUUUUCGUUUACGUCAUGAACGCAACAACAACAACUUGAAUCGUAAUAAUAAUGCAGCUCAAAAUGCUGCUGUAGAUCAGAUACGACAGGGUGUCGAUCAACAACAAAAUGCAGCAGCUGCCCCCGAGGCACAAGAAGUUAAUGAAAAUAACGCCGAAGGCGAACAGCAACAACAGCAGGCUGACACUACAACCGAUACGCCAGAGAAUGCCAAUAAUGAAUCGAUGAUGUCCACAAUACGUACAUUUGUUGUGACAUUUUUCACUUCACUUUUGCCCGAAACGCCGGCGCUUUAAUUUCAUUAAACCUCCAAAAGUUUGGAAGUAAAAAAGAAAGAAGAAAAAGAAAUUGUUAUUUAUUUUAUUGCUUUAAUUCCACACAAAACGCCCUAGUUCCCUCUUAACAAAAAUGAAAUCAAUUAUCUAUACCUUAAUAAUAAUAAUAUGUAUUCCUUCUUAAAUAUUUAUGUUAAUUAUUCUUAUAUUAUAAACAAACACGAUAUAUACAAAUACGAUGAUAAUUGGUCUAUAUAUAUUAGUAUAUUUUAUUUGGUUUUUUUCAAUGGAAACUUUUGUGUUUCUUAAGAUAAGCCAACAGCUGCAAAUAUUAUUAUUAUAAAGCAGUUUUAAAUAUUAAAUUAUUAAUUUCACCUUAGGCGACUUGAUUUUUUUUUAUAGGUUUAUAUUCUUAAGAAUGGAAAAAUACCUUUAUUAGUUAUCUGUACUAAAUUUGGAUUUAUAGGUUUAGUCUAAAUUGUUUGUUUGGUUUAAUUUAAAAGUUAUUAAAUUAAUAAUACUGUGUAUAUUAAAAACGAGAGAGAUAAACAUUAAGCUUUGCUAAAAAAACAAAAAAUUCUAAAACAAAAUGUAUGUUAUUUAAUGCAACUUAAACACAAUUUUUUUCGUUUAAUUUAUAA